GUAAAAAGAGCAUAUCUUAUUUUUGAAAUUACUUGUUGCAGACAGACAGGCAGACACACAAAUAGAUAGGAAUUGCGCAGCUUACCUUAAGAUCUCCGUUAUUUUGGUGUGCGGUUUUUUUUUCUUUCAAUUUUAUUACACAUAGAUUUUUACUACCAUCGUAUCUCUUCUUCCUCAAAUCCCUUAGUCCAAAACCAAAUAGUCACUUGCUAUAUAAUCAGACUGAAUUUUGAACAAAUUCGCUGCUUUGGCCUCUCAUGGAUCUGGGUUUUCUAUUCUUAACGUAAUGCAGUUACUUUGCAUAUCUGAGGAAGUAAAAAAGUAAGUAAAGAUGGUGAAGCUGACAAUGAUUGCUCGUGUUACGGAUGGUCUUCCGCUAGCAGAGGGACUGGAUGAUGGUCGUGAUGUGAAAGAUGCUGAAAUGUACAAACAGCAGGUCAAGGCACUUUUCAAGAACCUUGCAUCUGGCCACAAUGAUGCUUCGAGGAUGUCAAUUGAAACUGGCCCUUAUAUUUUCCAUUAUAUUAUUGAAGGACGUAUUUGUUACCUCACUAUGUGCGACCGUUCUUAUCCUAAGAAGCUUGCCUUUCAAUACCUAGAAGACCUUAAGAAUGAAUUUGAGCGUGUCAAUGGGCCUCAAAUUGAAACUGCUGCUAGACCAUAUGCCUUCAUUAAAUUUGAUACUUUUAUACAGAAAACAAAAAAAUUGUACCAGGACACCCGCACCCAACGGAAUAUUGCUAAGUUGAAUGAUGAGCUGUAUGAAGUCCACCAAAUAAUGACUCGCAAUGUGCAGGAAGUUCUGGGUGUUGGUGAAAAGCUGGACCAGGUCAGUCAAAUGUCAAGCCGGUUAACAUCAGAAUCCCGCGUAUAUGCUGACAAGGCAAGAGAUUUGAAUCGACAGGCCUUAAUUCGAAAGUGGGCCCCUGUUGCCAUUGUGCUAGGAGUUGUCUUCCUCCUCUUUUGGAUUAAAACAAAGCUCUGGUGAUCCAAUGGCCUUUUGUGGUUUCUGAGAAAUGUUGCAUGUUUUCCUGGGUUUCUCUUGCAUUGUAGUUGUUUGCCUGUGUUCGUGAUAUAAGUUCAAACUUCAGAUUGGAGACUGGACACACAUGAAGGCUUCAUCAUGUUUCAAAGUGGACUCUAGUUUUUGUUCAUGGCAGGCAUUAGUUAACACAUGAAGGCUUCAUCAUGUUUCAAAGUGGACUCUAGUUUUUGUUCAUGGCAGGCAUUAGUUAAAAGGACUGGUUCUUUAUGUACGUCCAAACUACAUAUGGAAAUGUGAAAGAGAAACCCCUGAUGUUACAGUUAGGCAAGGAUCAAAUAUAUAUUGGUACAGUAUGAGGAUUUUCCGAAUUCUCAACACUCUAUAUAGGCCUUAUAUAAAUAUCUAUAAUUCAUCAA
Molecule: messenger RNA, 1401 nt
Organism: Populus trichocarpa (black cottonwood)
Lineage: Eukaryota; Viridiplantae; Streptophyta; Magnoliopsida; Malpighiales; Salicaceae
Product: 25.3 kDa vesicle transport protein
Exons: 6
Coding region: 332-988 (218 amino acids)
Biological process (GO): retrograde vesicle-mediated transport, Golgi to endoplasmic reticulum; vesicle fusion with Golgi apparatus; endoplasmic reticulum to Golgi vesicle-mediated transport
Cellular component (GO): endoplasmic reticulum-Golgi intermediate compartment; ER to Golgi transport vesicle membrane; SNARE complex
Molecular function (GO): SNAP receptor activity
Source: RefSeq, a predicted model, not a curated record